AUGCCGUUACAGGUCGGCGGUUGUGCCAACAUGUCUCCUUGUGGUAAACUAUAUACUCCUCCAGACUAUCACAAGGCUCUGAGAGUCCAGCUGGCUGCAGAAUAUAGUGGUGUUUCUUUGGAAGUUGUUGAGUACUGCCCUGGGGUGUCAUCUAUGCCCGAUGAGGCAAAAUCCUGUCCUCCCGACGCUGCUCCUCUAUUUCACAGCAAAGAUGGUGUGACUCUAUUUGAUGCCAACGCCAUCGCCUAUUUUUUGGGCAAUAAACAACUUCGAGGUGGCGAACAGGAAUAUUAUGUUACUCAGUGGGUAAACUUUACUGAUCAUAUUUUGAUGCCAUCGGUCGCUGCUUGGUUGUAUCCCGUUAUUGGGGCGACGAACUAUAAUGCGAAUCAGGUUAGCAAGGGUCAGGAAAAUGUGAAGAAGGCACUCAUUUUCCUGAACGACUUUCUUGCCUCAAAGACGUAUUUCGUCGGUGAAAAUAUCACUCAGGCUGAUCUGACCCUCUUUUCGGUUCUGAGACUUCUCUUCGAGAAACUUCUUGAUGAAGCUGGCCGCGCGUCCUACCCUCAUGUAGUCCGUUGGUACACUACCAUUGCCAACCAACCGGAGAUUAAGGCAGUUGUUGGAGAAAUGAAACUUUGCGAAAAACCCGUUGUGUUUGACCCGAAAAAUGUGCCAAAGCAUGAGAAGCAGAAGAAGGUUAAGAGUCAAGAGAAGCAGCAUGAAAAGCCACAACCCAAAAAGGAGGAACCAAAAAGGUCAGAAAGUGAUUUGGAGGAGGAGGAGGAGAAUGAAAAACCUUCGUCUGGGUCUCGCAAUAAUCCCCUUGCCCAGCUUCCUACUGGGAAGUUUAAGUAUGACGACUUUAAGAGGGUGUUCUCUAAUGCAGAUUGUACGACGGUAACGAUUCCAUUCUUUUGGGAAAAUUUUGAUCCCACUACUGAUUCAAUUUGGUACUGUGAAUAUAACUAUCCUGAGGAGCUCAGGUUCACCUUCAUGUCUGCCAACCUUCUCAGGGGCAUGUUUCAGCGACUAGAAAAAAUGCAAAGAUACAGCUUUGCUAUAAUGCACGUUUAUGGCGAAAAUAACAACAGCACCAUCGGCGGACUCUGGGUGUGGCGCGGAACCGGUUUAAUUUUCGAUCUCAGUCCAGAGUUGCAAACUGAUUACGAGUCUUACACUUGGACCAAGCUUGAUCCCACCUCACCUGAAACCAAAGCAAAGGUUGCCGACUUUUUUGCUCUCGGUGAUGUGUGUGAUGGGAAACCUGUCGCUGAGACCUGUGUUUUCAAGUGA
Messenger RNA from Hydatigera taeniaeformis, 1296 nucleotides. The record is from the annotation of a GenBank genome assembly. Lineage: Eukaryota; Metazoa; Platyhelminthes; Cestoda; Cyclophyllidea; Taeniidae.